Coniophora puteana RWD-64-598 SS2 is the source of this 966-nucleotide messenger RNA. RefSeq lists its product as uncharacterized. The coding region runs from base 1 to 966 and encodes 321 amino acids. The transcript is spliced from 5 exons. Lineage: Eukaryota; Fungi; Basidiomycota; Agaricomycetes; Boletales; Coniophoraceae. The record is from RefSeq and is a predicted model, not a curated record.
AUGUCUAACGCAUUCGUUGUUGGAAUGUUCAGCUUGAUCAACGGUGUUCGUCGCUCACAGCAGACGGGCAACUCGCAGACUUUCUACUGCUUUUACGACACUGCGUUCCGCUCCGAGAUCACGACGUCAUCCCCCGCACAGCUCCCCCAACAGUUUUUCCCUUUUCCCGGAGAUCCGUCGCAGGACUCGUACUAUGAUAACGUCCCCGAGUUCGACAUGCCGUUAUUGUUUGCGGUCGGGCGCGUCAGUCCGGCAUCAGCGGUGGAUGGCCCUGCCCCACCCACACGGCGUUUUGAUCUCGCUGUCUCAGAGUAUGUGCAGAACACGGUACAACACAGCACGGCGGAGAUCAUGUUUGAUAGCUCCGUUAAUCAGCGGGCGAACACGCCUAUGCCGGCUUCUAACAUGAGUGUCGGUGUUUUGGCCGUCAGCUGUGGCCUAAACACACUGAGCAGCAUUCUUCGUUUCGAGAUGCUGUCGCUUUCUCUCAACGUGUCACCGACAGUGUCUGUAGGCAGUUCUACCUCCAAUCGCGCACCGACCACGAGCACAGGUAGUCGUAAAGAUCGCUUUUCAGCGCGAGCAUCGGAAAAGCGCAAGGCAUUUAGCGGAUCGGGUAACGAGGACGAGACCGUGGUCGACAAUAAUCACCAUGAAUCACGCGCAUCCAUUUCCACCGCUCCAUCUCACGUAACUGCAAGCUCUUCGGGCUCUGGGGAGGGCAUGUCGCGUGAAUCGAAGUUGCCGCCUGAGGCUUAUCACCCCGAGACUCCUGCAUUAUGUGAAAGUGUUUCGGCAGUCGGCACAAACUCGACCAAAGAGGAGAUACUUUCUCAGCUUGACGCCAGUCAAAUGGAGGCCAUGGUUGCGAUCAUGCGAGGUGGGAAGGUUGCAGACGACUUGGGUGAUCGUCAGUCGCCGAGCCCCGGUGGGAGAGCCAAGAGACAGAAGAAGAGUAAGAAGUAG